Linum tenue is the source of this 909-nucleotide messenger RNA. NCBI's taxonomy places the organism in Eukaryota, Viridiplantae, Streptophyta, Magnoliopsida, Malpighiales, Linaceae. The record is from the annotation of a GenBank genome assembly.
AUGGGAGCAGCGCGUCGCUUGUUUGGCGAUCCCGCGAAGACUGAUGAGUGGUAUGUUGCUGACUCCGACUCGGAGGAUAUAGCAGCCGCCACGAGAGAGGAUGGACGUGAAGCUGAACACGAGGAAGAGGACGACCCGCUGUGCCCGCCGAUUCCGUUCUCCGCAGCGGAAGAGCGACAAUACUUUCGCCCGUGGAGAUCAGCUCUUGUAGUUAAGGUACUGGGACGCUCAACAUCGUGUACCUCCAUCUCUAAACGACUGAACUCGAUCUGGGCUAAGGCUGGCGGUAUUCAGGUGAGGUCAGCGAAGAAGGGUUACUUUCUAGUUCGGUUCACAAGUGGUAUCGACUACGAACGUGCACUAACAGGGGGGCCUUGGAUGAUGGGAGAGAACUACUUGAUGGUGCAUAUGUGGGAUCGACACUUCAACCCAUAUGAACAUGAAAUCUCAUCGACUCUUGUUUGGGCACGCCUCCUCGAGAUUCCGAUACACUUUUUUCAUCCCGAGGCUGUUAUGAAAAUUGGACGUCGAAUCGGGAAGCCGAUCAGGGUUGACCCGGCAACCCGUACAGGUGCUCAAAGUUAUUAUGCUAGGGUGUGCGUUCAGGUAGACCUAACCAAGCCACUUCUUUCGCAUUUCCGGAUUGACGGGAAAAAAUAUUUCAUACAAUUUGAGGGACUCGAGCGGAUCUACCUACAGUGUGGGAAAUAUGAAACCUACGGCUCUUGUCAGUGCUCUAAGCCAGCUGAACCCAUGGAGGAUGAGACGGUGGUCACUCCCAAAGAGACAGAGGCACCACAACCGGAAAAAAUUUAUGGUGAGUGGAUGAUCGCAAAGCGCAAACCACGCAAUGAAAAACCUACCUCACCCAAUCAAUCACGUGUUGCUCCAUCAUCUCCUGCGAAAUAA